AUGGAAGAGGCUUUGAGAAGGCUCAACGCCGCCCCAACUACCAAGACCGCCGCGUCAAAGCGGUGCUCCGCUGCCAAGCGUCCACACAAGGACGCCGCGGGCGGCGGCACCAACAUGCGGUACCGCGGGGUGCGGAGGAGGCCCUGGGGGCGGUACGCGGCGGAGAUCCGGGACCCUCAGUCGAAGGAGCGGCGGUGGCUGGGCACGUUCGACACGGCCGAGGAGGCGGCCUGCGCGUACGACUGCGCCGCACGCGCCAUGCGGGGCGUGAAGGCCCGCACCAACUUCGUGUACCCGGCCUCGCCCUCUCACCUCCACCCUCCCUCCGAGAAUCUCCUCCCUUCCUUCACCUACGGGAAGCUAUCUCAGCCGUCGAUCCUCUCCUCCUCACGCCAAUUCCUCUCUCCCGCGCAAUUCGAUUUCACCAGAAAUUCCCUAAAUUCUCACCGAUUUCUCCUUCGCGAUUACAUCAGCUCAUCCACUGCUAAGUAUCUGGAUACCAAUUCCAAUUUCACUCCGAGCUCCGAUUUUUUGAGAAAUUCCUCCAAUUUCACUCUGAGCUCCGAUUUUUUGAGAAAUUCCUCCAAUUUCACUGGAUCUUCUUCCUCCUCUCUCUGCGCCACGGCCACAUCCGAAACCGCCUUCGCCGCCGCGCCGCUCAGCUUAGAAAAUAUCGAGAACAAAAACGGCGAAGCUCUGUGGAAUGAGAAUAAUUGCAUGGAUUUCUUCCCAACUGAGAGGUCUGAUUCCGGCCUAUUGCAUGAUGUUCUCAACGGAUUUCUCCCAAAUUCGACAAAAAACGUAAUUGAAGAGGAGGAAUUUGCUCUGCCUAAAGGGGAUGAAUAUUUAGGGUUUUCUGGUGACUUCGGUGCAACUCCGCAAUUUGGGAAAUUGAACAACUAUUUUGGAUUUGUUGAGAGUGAAUUUGAGGGGUCGAUUAAUCAAACAAAUGGGAUUUUAUCAGAGAUUUUCAACUAUCAAGAGAGUGGGAAUCUGCUUGAAGCUAACAUGCAGAAUGCAUGA
Molecule: messenger RNA, 1023 nt
Organism: Salvia splendens (bonfire salvia)
Lineage: Eukaryota; Viridiplantae; Streptophyta; Magnoliopsida; Lamiales; Lamiaceae
Product: ethylene-responsive transcription factor ESR2
Exons: 1
Coding region: 1-1023 (340 amino acids)
Biological process (GO): regulation of DNA-templated transcription
Molecular function (GO): DNA binding; DNA-binding transcription factor activity
Source: RefSeq, a predicted model, not a curated record